AUGGGGCAUGACCGGAACAACCUCGGUAGUACCUACAUCAGAAAUGAGUGUGCAACCCACGGUACAACCACCAUCAUCUAUUCCGACUUCCUCAACAACCUCCGCAGAAAGGGAGUCUUUCGCGACAGUCGCACCAUCAGAACCCUCGAAACCCUCCCCGACUCACCAACAAAGCGACCCGAAGGGAGCAAGGAGCAGCUGAGUCGGGAGGGAGGAGAUGAACCAGAGAGGACGCCGGUAGCGGAGCCCAUUCCCCAAGAAAUGGCAAGAGAAGAAAUAGAUCUGAAUGAAACAGCCAAGAAACAAGGCAUCAUGACUGAUGAUGAAUUUCAGAUGAUUUUAGAUGAGGUGAAUAGGAAGGAAGAUGACACUUUCAUGUUGGUUGAGGAUUUAGGCCUUGCAUCGAGGACAGUCGGAGAAGGUGAAGUAUCCGGUACAGGAAACGAACCAGAAGGCCAAGCCCACCAGCCAGUAGACGAAGUGGAAGAGAGGCAAACCAGAGAAGAAGAGACAAUGUCAGUAACACCCCAGCCAGAUGCAGGGGAGAGUGAAGCACGCAUUGAGAAUGAGGAGACAGUAACAAGAACAGAGGUACCAGCACCAGUGGCACCUCCAGUGUCGAAACUGGAAGCAGUAAAAAGGAAGUUAGUGUUGAAGAGCGAUCCAAAGGCAGAACGGCCGAAGCCUACGAGAGUGUCGCAAAGAUGCCUAAGGAAGUGGACAUCCAGCAAGGUGAAGGCAAACACAACAGCAGAUCCAGUGGAGGUUUUAAGUGAAGAGGAGAGGACCACUCCUACAAAACCUGGGGAGGAAUCCUUAUCAGCUACUGACUUGGAGGAUGCCUCGACGGCCGCCGAAGUGGUCUCACCAACGCCGAGUGACCAGAGAGAGGGGACUGAUAAGAUGGCUGAAGGUCUGGACCUCGCAUCUGAGUCAGUAGGUCACAAAGAGCCAAGAGAUGACAAUAUCCAUACCCGCGUGGAGACACACCCUACUGCCCAGGACAAGCCUUCAACCCAAGCAGAGAAGAAACCGGAAGAAGAUGAAGAAAGAGAUGAGGACAAGUACCGAGAGGAGAGGAAAAGAAAGGGGAAAGCCCCUGUUAAGAAGAAGCCAGGCAGCAAAAAACAACGCACAGUCAACAUCGACGUCGUCAUCAAGGAACCAGAUCAGAGAGCCUCACCGCACCGAAGGGAGUCGAGCGACAACGAAUAUACUGCCAGUGAAGAGUCAGGGUCCGAAAGCGACAUCUCCCUGGAGGAAGAAGAACACAGCACCUAG
This is a messenger RNA of Salvia splendens (bonfire salvia), 1281 nucleotides long. RefSeq names its product muscle M-line assembly protein unc-89-like. Bases 1 to 1281 code for a protein of 426 amino acids. The transcript has a single exon. Lineage: Eukaryota; Viridiplantae; Streptophyta; Magnoliopsida; Lamiales; Lamiaceae. The record is from RefSeq and is a predicted model, not a curated record.